This is a messenger RNA of Cuscuta europaea, 1265 nucleotides long. NCBI's taxonomy places the organism in Eukaryota, Viridiplantae, Streptophyta, Magnoliopsida, Solanales, Convolvulaceae. The record is from the annotation of a GenBank genome assembly.
AUUUGAAUAGAGAAAAAAAUGAGCAGCCACGAUGGAGGAGUAGCAAUGUCCGAUGCAAUGAAGCCAACGGCAGCGGCUGUUGGUCUUCUAAUGUCGUCCUUUGCUGCCCCGACGACGACAUUGCUACGUUCAAUGAGGGCGUCUUCCCCUACUCGGCGGUCCUCCGACGAUGAUUACUGCAACGACCUUUGGAGGAUUCGGUAUCCAUCUGCUUUAGGCGUGUUUGGCGACAUAAUCAAAGCUUCUAUAGGGAAACAAAUAAUAAUGUUUCUUGACUACGAUGGUACGCUUUCCCCCAUUGUUGAAGACCCUGACAAAGCCUUCAUGACAAACCAGAUGAGGGAAGCAGUACGUGAUGUUGCAAAACAUUUUCCCACAGCCAUAGUCACGGGAAGGUGCAUUUCCAAGGUUUUCGAGUUUGUACAACUACAAGAGCUUUAUUAUGCGGGAAGCCAUGGAUUGGACAUCAAGGGACCAGAAAAAGGACGACACGCCUACACAAAGGCCAAUAACUCUCUUCUGUACCAACCUGCCAAUGAAUACUUACCUAUGAUUGAUGAGGUGCACAAAGCUUUACUGGAAAAAACCAAAUCAAUUGAUGGGGCUAAAGUGGAGAACAAUAAGUUUUGCUUAUCAGUACAUUACCGUUGUGUUGAAGAAAAGAAAUGGAUUAAUGUAGUUGAACAAGUAAAAUCUGUGCUCAUAGGAUUCCCAAAACUUCGGAUGUGUCAAGGAAGAAAGGUCUUAGAAAUCCGACCAUCUAUAGAGUGGAACAAGGGGAAUGCACUUGAAUUUUUGUUGGAAUCAUUGGGCUAUGGAAAUUCAGAUAAUGUUUUUCCCGUCUAUAUCGGAGAUGAUCGGACUGAUGAGGAUGCAUUUAAGGUUCUCCAACAGAGAAGACGAGGUUUAGGGAUCAUAGUUUCCAAAACUCCCACUGAAUCAAACGCUUCAUAUUCGUUGGAAGAACCAUUACAGGUUAUGCAGUUCUUAAGACUUAUGCUGGAGAUAUCUGAAUCUAAUUAAUUCGCAUGAAGAUAUAUAAUAUACGGCCGGAGUAUGUAUAUAAGAUCACACACGCGCUUGGAGACCGACAAGAGUUUUGUCAUUUCAUAUAGCCUUCAAAAAUAGCUCUAGAAAUUUGAAUAAAGUUUAAGUCUAUAAAAGGUUAAGAAAGAAGGCAGAUGUUUGAAUACCUUGUCGUGCAUGCUAUUGUAACUUUUGAGCUUUAUAAUGCUUUUUGACAAUGCUAAUAUAAUGAGUGUGGG